AUGUCGUGGCUCCAAGACGGCAUGCUCAACAUGGACGACGACGGCGACAUGAACAUGGCGGCCGGCAACAACCCCAACUUCUCCACCAUGGAUGGCUCGUUUUUCGGCGCCUCUCAAUCGCCCUUCCAGUCGCAAGAUUUCGACGACAUCACCAAUAAUGCCAACACAAACAGCGGCAACAAUAGCGGCAACUUCUCGGGCCAGCCUACUUCCACCAACACGCCCCAGACACACACGCCCAGUGCCCCUGGCUCGGUUGCCAACCCCCACGUGUCUCCCUCAGAUAUCUUUUCUCCUUCACUCAACCCCCGCUCCCGACCCACCUCGGCUCUCAACACCACCCAGUCGCCGCAGAUUCACCACUCUCCGCAACUGGGCAGUCCCCAGAUGGGCCACUUGGGCGGUCAGAACCAGGGCGGCCAGUUCUUCCGGCCCCAGGGCAUGGGUCAAGGAGCAGGUACUCCCGGUGCCGGGCCGCACCAGGGUAUGUCUCCCCAGGGCAUGCACCAGGGCACCCCCAACAUGGCCAAUGUGCAGCCUGGUCAGCAGCAGCAGCAGCAACAGCAGCAGCAACAGCAGCCCAGUGGUGCUUCUGGUCAACUCGGCCAACAUGGUGCUCCCCCCAUGAGUCAGUCGCCCGGCCAGACAGCGGCCAAACUGCCACAGCCGCGGCAAAUCACUCCACAACAGAUGCAGGCGUUCCACAAGCGGAUUGUGGCCGCUCCUCCCCAACAGCGUAUCGCUAUGCUGCAGCAGCUGAACCAGUCACACCCCCAAGCUGCCCGCAUGCUUGCCCAGAAGAUCGGCGUCCAGUUGCCUGGACAGCAGUCCGGAGGACAGCAGCCUGGAGGAGACCACCAGCAGCCUCAGCCCACGUCACAGCAACAGUCGCAGCAGGAGGCCAACCAGAAAAAGGUGGAAAUGUACAACAAGGCGUUGCGAGAGUUCCACUCUAAGCGAGGUUCUCCCAUGGGCCCGUUUCUGCAGGUCGGCCAGCGCAAGAUUCCCCACGUCAACCUCUUCUUUGCUGUGAUGAAGAACCAGGGCUUCCAGGUGAUCUCUAACAACAAUCAGUGGGCCACUGUGGCCCGUGCUUUGGGCUUCCAACCCCAUGAGACCGACGCUCCCCAGCAGCUGAAGCAGCAGUAUCAGCAGUGGCUACUACCAUUCGAUGAAGCUCGUCGCAAACGGGCUGCUUCUGCUGCAGGCACUACCCCCGGUGCCACGCCCGGUGGAUCUGCCGCUACUCCCUCUGCUGCAGCUACUCCUUCAACUAUGACCACCCCUGGUCCAGCGGCCGACUCGACAGAAACCCCCAAGCCUGCAGUCGCGGAAGAGGAUAUGGUAGUGCACAAGUACCUUCCCAAGUCGCGGCAGAACGAGGAGCAGUCGAUCCGCAACCCUGCCAUCAUCAAGGGCCUUGGAAACGAUCUUAACUUCAUUCUAGCCACCAUGCCCUUCGCUCACGAGCUUGGGUCAAUUAACAUUCUUGGUCUCACCAACUCUCUCGAGUCUGGCCACCCUGGAGAGAUUCGACAGGCGCUGGACAAGUUGUUGGUCAUUUCUGCGGACCCGCGGUGUCUUCUUGGGCUUUAUGACUGCGCCAACCUGACUCAGGUUCUCGGAGACCUUGGUCAGGACCUCGUUACUGAGCUGGUCAAGCUUACUGGUCACGCUACACCCGAGCGAGACUCGUUCAGCGACGAGGAGUCAGAAACCGAAGACUCCACAUUUGCCGCCUCGACCAUUGAAAAGGUCUUUGAGAAGUACUCCGCCGACUUUGACAAUGACCAGCACACCAACGGCAUCGAGGUGGUUGUGGACUCUCUUAUGGGCACUGAAACUCGACCCCCGCACCACUACGACGACGAUGAUUACUCCCACAGUGAUUCUGACCUCUCUGACCUCGAAGUCGAGUUCAACCACCACCACAAGAAGCGCAAGAAGAUCCUCAAGACACCUCCUCCUCCACGAUCGUGCAACUUUGGCAACUAUGUGAUCAUGCUGGAGGAGUGUGAGAACGAAGGAGAGAAGCUGGACCACAAUGUUGAGGAUGGCACCCCUACGCCGUUUCUUAAAAACGCCGUUGGUGACCGUCUCGUGUGUCUGACGUCGAUUCUGCGAAACCUGUCGUUUCUGGAAACCAAUCAAGCCGCUCUGAUAAUGGACGAGGCUAUUUACGAGUUCAUUUUCACGCUUCUGCGGCGAAUUGGAACGCUUGAAAACUUGCUGGCGACCCCAAGGCAGUAUCUGGACGUUCUGAAGGACGUGGCCACCUUCCUGGCCAACGUGUCGCUGUCGCUUGUGCUCAAGAACCCUGGAGACGCCUACAUCAUAUUGCUUCUGGUCAUGUUCUUCGGGCCCAACGAGUCGCCCUUCAUCGGCACGCCCGAAGACUACAGAGUCGUGUUCCAGGAGUACAACCCCCUGGUAGACAAGUACCUGCCUUGUGCGGUCGACAUGUUUGUCAAGAGUGUGUCUCGAGAGACGCCUAACAAGAAGUUCUUUUUGGACAUCAUGCUGGAAAAAUGCCGUGAUCCUCAGUACCUGGAGAUUUCGCAGCUCAACAGAGCCGAUUCGAACGCGCCCAUCUUCCAGUAUGAGAUUCUGACACGAAUUUUUGGCAUCUGUGUCUCUCCCGUGCCUCGAACGGAUCUCCAGAUCAUCCCUCACACUUUUGACAUUCGAAAGCCGCUCAUGCUACAGGCCCUUCUGGGUGCCGAGAUUCUCGCACACAUUGUUCCUGCUAAGACGGACAAGGAGAAUCUGCCGUUACGAUGGCUCAAUUCGGACGACAACUUUGGCAACACACUAUUGCGGACGGCAUGUGCUCUGGGCUCAGUCAACGUGAGUGCCUACAAGGCCAAGUCCCAACGCCACGACCCCAAGAAGAUCGAGGAGGCCAACCCUUUUGCCCGAAUCACCCAAAGAUGUAUCACGAUUCUACGAAUUCUUGGUCUCAAGGCCAUGAAAGGCGAGGAAGAAGAGGAGCUGGCCGUGUCGGAGGAGAGUGCGCUGCCUCCCGGAGUUUUGCCCAACGUGGAGACUAUUCUAGGCGCUAUGCUGGCGUUCGAAAUGGACUCUGUGGUGGUGCAGCAGAUGGCCGUGCUGUCUAACGAGGGCGAGAAGUUCUACGAGGCGCUUGGAGGAAUCGAAAAGGCAAAGAGUUUGGCUGCCCCUAGCAACUAG
This is a messenger RNA of Yarrowia lipolytica CLIB122, 3189 nucleotides long. RefSeq lists its product as uncharacterized. NCBI's taxonomy places the organism in Eukaryota, Fungi, Ascomycota, Dipodascomycetes, Dipodascales. Gene Ontology annotation, molecular function: transcription cis-regulatory region binding. The record is from RefSeq and is a predicted model, not a curated record. Gene Ontology annotation, cellular component: nucleus; SWI/SNF complex. Gene Ontology annotation, biological process: regulation of transcription by RNA polymerase II.